AUGGUCAACUCCUGUUGUGGUUCUGUCUGUUCUGACCAGGGCUGUGGCCAAGGCCUCUGCCAGGAGACUUGCUGCCAACCCAGCUGCAGUGUGUCUGGCUGCUGCCGCCCAUCCUGCAGUCAGACAACCUGCUGCCAGACCACCUGCCGCCCCAGCUGUGGUGUGUCCAGCUGCUGCCGCCCAGUCUGCUGCCAGACCAUCUGCCGCCCCAGCUGUGGUGUGUCCAGCUGCUGCCGCCCUGUCUGCUGCCAGACCACCUGCCGCCCCAGCUGUGGUGUGUCCAGCUGCUGCCGCCCAGUCUGCUGCCAGACCACCUGCCGCCCUAGCUGUGGUGUGUCCAGCUGCUGUCGCCCAGUCUGCUGCCAGACCACCUGCCGCCCUAGCUGUGGUGUGUCCAGCUGCUGUCGCCCAGUCUGCUGCCAGACCACCUGCUGCCGUACAACUUGCUGUCGCCCCAGCUGCUCUUUUUAAACCCUAAACACCUGCUGGUACCCCAGCUGCUGUGUGUCCAACUGCUGCAGGCCCGAAUGCUGCUAG
Molecule: messenger RNA, 537 nt
Organism: Otolemur garnettii (small-eared galago)
Lineage: Eukaryota; Metazoa; Chordata; Mammalia; Primates; Galagidae
Product: keratin-associated protein 4-1-like
Exons: 2
Cellular component (GO): keratin filament
Source: RefSeq, a predicted model, not a curated record